Messenger RNA from Thermothelomyces thermophilus ATCC 42464, 877 nucleotides. RefSeq lists its product as uncharacterized. The coding region runs from base 103 to 657 and encodes 184 amino acids. NCBI's taxonomy places the organism in Eukaryota, Fungi, Ascomycota, Sordariomycetes, Sordariales, Chaetomiaceae. Gene Ontology annotation, biological process: mitochondrial electron transport, cytochrome c to oxygen. Gene Ontology annotation, cellular component: mitochondrial envelope. The transcript has 5 exons. The record is from RefSeq and is a predicted model, not a curated record.
AAUCAGACCAUUUCUCAAAUCCAAGAGUCGAGAGAACCCGGCUUCACCCCGUUUCGCCCAACAACCUCGACCAAUUGAUCCGCCACCACCACCGACGAGACCAUGUUCCUGCAGCGCUCCGCCGUGGCCGUCGCGCGCCGCGCCGCCGUGGCCUCCCCGAUGCUUCGUCGCAGCAUCGCUACCACCGCUGUGCGCCACAAUGCGGUUCCCGAUCAGCCCAAGAUCAAGACCUUCAAGGAGGUCAAGACGGAGGAGGACCUCAUCGGCCCCGGUGCCGCUCCGGGCACCGUCCCCACCGACCUCGAGCAGGCUACCGGUCUUGAGCGUCUCGAGAUCCUCGGCAAGAUGGAGGGCGUCGAUGUCUUCGACAUGCGGCCCCUGGAUGCUUCGCGCCGCGGCACGCUCGAGAACCCCAUUUUGGUCCGCUCCGCCGGCGAGGAGCAGUACGCCGGUUGCACCGGUUUCCCGGCCGACUCUCACAACGUCUUGUGGCUCACGAUGACCCGCGAGCGCCCCGUCACCCGGUGCACCGAGUGCGGCAACGUCUACAAGAUGGAGUACGUCGGCCCCGAGCACGUGGACCACCACUACCACAACCCCUACGGCCUCAAGGAGCCCAAGACCAUUUCCGACUACAUCAAGCCCGAGUACUGGUAAACAUUGAGCCGGAGAAGGAGGUUGGGAGGUGCGGACGUACGAAGGAGGAUGUGAGUCGGGCUGGGCUUGUAAAACUAUCGCCGCGAGCAGAUGAGGUUGUAUAGAGGACUUUGCUAUGUAUCCGCAACCUGUGAUGCAGCAUUCCGACCUUGCUUGAUCACGGUUCCUAUUGUUCACUGGAGCAAUUGCCGCUAGGAUUUGAUCCCAGCUUGCUGCCCGU